Messenger RNA from Magnolia sinica, 2177 nucleotides. RefSeq lists its product as uncharacterized. Bases 178 to 1641 code for a protein of 487 amino acids. The record is from RefSeq and is a predicted model, not a curated record. Lineage: Eukaryota; Viridiplantae; Streptophyta; Magnoliopsida; Magnoliales; Magnoliaceae. The transcript has 2 exons.
CAUUGUCCGCCCGAUCAUCUUGAUUCCUUGGAGAGGAAGAAAGAGCUGUACGAAAAGAAGGUGGUGUCCGUUAUUUCCGAAAGUGUCCAUUGCCUGCAGCUUCAUUGGCAGAUUCUCCGUCUCCCCCAAUUUUCUAAAAUCCCCAAAAUACCCUCCUUCGCUGAAGAAGGAGAGAAGAUGGAGGAUCCGAAGAAGAAAUUACCAUCUCUGCCAUCGAACUACGUUACCCUUCAACAGCUCCAAGAACUGAAACUCAGAGAACAGCAGAAGCAGAGAGAAGAAGAAGAAGAGAGAGAGAGGCAGCUACAGAAGCAGAGAGAAGAAGAAGAAGAGAGAGAGAGGCAGCUACAGAAGCAGAGAGAAGAAGAAGAAGAGAGAGAAAGGCAGCUACAGAAGCAGAGAGAAGAGGACGAAGAAAAGGAGAGAGAAAAGCUGCUUCAAAAAUCCCUCAAAACCCUAGAAGCCAAAGCCCCAAAACGCUUUUCCGGAAAAUACCACAAAAGUCGCUUCCAGAAGGAUAGAAUCAUCCCUGCCGUUGAAGGAGAAAUCGACGGUCAGGAGCGAAAGGUGGAAGAGCCCAAGAAGUUAGGGAAGAAAAAGCUUAAAAGGAAGAUGAAGGUGAAAGAAACCCUCGAUGCCAGUCUGGGAAAAUUGGAAGGGGAUUCGGCGGGGAGAGAUCGGUCCAAAAGCGGUGAGAUUUCAAUGAAAAUCUCCGUUCCGACGCUGGAGAUUAUUCAGAAGAUUGGGGAUCUUGCAAUUUGUGAUUGUGAGAAGACAGGGGAAAUGGAUGGAUCGGGUGCGAAAUCGACGGCUGAGAAGAGAGGUGAUUCUCUACUGAAGCAGGAUUUUGAAUGGAGGACGAAGCUCGUGCCUAAGAUAGUUGAUCGUGAGAAGAACGGUUCGGAUGGAGCGAAUAAGAGAUCUACGGCUACGAGAAGUAGUUUUCGAACCAAUAAGAAGGGUGGCGGAGGGAGGCCGGAGUCUUUGCGUCAGACACUGUUUCUUGAUUGUGAGAAGCCGGGGGAAUUGGACGGUUCGGAUGGAGUGGAUGAGAGAUCUACUGCCGACAAGAGAGGUAAUUCUCGAAGAAAGGGUCUCAGAGGGAGGCCGGAGGAGCCUAUGCGUCAGAUGGUGGUCGUUGAUUUUGAGAAGCCGAGGAAAAAAGACGGUUCGGAUGAAGCGGAUGAGAAAUCUACGGCUGAGAAUGUAGUUCGUUUUCAAAGGAAGACGGAUUCAGGACGGAAGCCGGAGCCCGUUCGUCAGAUAGUGGUUGCUGAUUGUGAGAAGGUGGAAGUGGACAGUUUUGAUAGAGCGGAUGAGAAAUCUACGGCUGAGAAUAGAGGUUUCUUUCAAAAGAGGAGGCGUCGCGGAGGAAGGCAGGAGCCCGUUCGUCAGAUAGUGGUGGCUGACUGUGAGAAGAGGAGGGAAAUGGACGGUUCGUAUGGAGCAGAUGAGAGCUCUACGGCUCAGAAUAGAUGUCGAUUUGGAAGGAGGGGUUUGCGAGGGAGGGCUGCGGUGUAUCAGACGUGGGUUAGGAAGGAUGAUAUUUCUGACGGUGCUCCCGCAGGGUUUCAGUGCUCCAGCAGAAGGGGUAGGCCGUCGGGAAGAGGUAGAUACACUGAAACUGCGAGUGUAUUGUAGCUGCUGCCUCCGUAGCAUUAAAUAGGUAUUCUACCUACCACGGGCGGUCUUUUAUUUUGACAGCUGGAUGGGCAUACCCAGAUCUGUGACUUGAACAUACAUUCAUACAUUCAUGCAAAUGCAUAAGUAGUCGUAUUGCUCUAUAAAUUGAAUAUGAUUUGUUAACCUAUUUUGGAAUGAUGUGAUAUAGUUGAAUCUAUGAGGAAAAUUUUCACUGAGUUUUCACUCAUCCAAUCGUGCGGUUGCAGCAAAUAGACACAGGUGUAAUGGAGGAAGGCGCCUAUAGCAACACCCCUGGUGUAGCUAAUGAGGAGUAUGGAGAGGAAGGACAGUAUGCUGACCUGGUUGAGCCGAUAGAGCUCCACUGAUGAUAUAAGAAUUAUCUACCUUCUUGUUUUUUGGCAUUACUUUUAUGUGACUUAUUUGAAUUUGUAAUUAAAAAUCCCCUGCUGUGGGAUCUUGCUUUACUUCUUACACUUAUUCAUGUAUGUUGAACUCCUCUGGUUAGUUUAUACCAUGGUUAUAUCUUGUUGCUA